AUGCAAUACAGCCGCCGCUACCUACUCGUGGACAAUACCGCUCAUGUUGUCAGCGGAGAUGUGAGCUUUAUGCUUAACUAAUCUUUCUCGUAUUGCAACCUGUUCCUUUGAGCAAAAAACGGAUCAGCAAUUAGUACCGCACUUUUCUAACAUGUUCGUUUUGAAUUUGAUCCUGCAUACCGUAUUUUGUUUUCAUAAAGGAUGGAAUACGCACGUCUAAGGUUAUCGGGGAUGGUGAACUUGUGACAAGUCUGGAUGAUUAUCGGUGUUUCCAUGAUCUGCUAUUUUCGAAAGUACAGGAACAUGGUAUGUAUUUAGCCUAUGAUCUAGUAACUUUCUGCAAAGUUGACCUCAUACUCUGUCAACUGGGACGUCGCUCAUUUCAGGUGAGAAACAGUGCUUGGGAUAUCGAACAAGUUUGAACGGAUCCUUCGAAUGGAUCUCCUAUCGACAGGUAUGCUCGAGAUUUUACACUUUUUCCAAAAUGUCAAUUCGUGUGUAAAAUUCCAUGUUUCCAGGUACGCGUACCUGAGAGUGUAAAUUUCCACUUGAGUUCGGGGCGAUCGAUUUUAAAUAAGGCUCUGAAAAAACUGUGUACUGAGAACAACAAUGCCUGCUGCGGACUUAUUUCGUAUUUAACCAAUAAAACCUACCUGAACAUUAUAGAUCCCAUAACACAUAAUCAUCUGGCUCUGUUCCCUCAUUUUUGAACAGGUGACGUCUGGGCGCAGGAAUACUGCCCUUUUUACUGUUUUCAUAGGUCUACGCAAUGAUCCUCAGUCUGGGCUCUGCACUUCGCCAAGUGGACGAACUUGUAACGAGGACGCCUGCUUGCGUCGGCAUUUAUGCUGCUAACUGUCCAGAGGUAUGUUAGUCUUGGUAGAAAAAAACUGUUUAAAAUUUCUAAUGUUCACUUGUCAAACGGUACUUUGCUGCAUUUGGUCUUCUGCACUCGAGUACUACGUGCUACGUCCGCAACAUGUUCAAGUACCAUUUUAUUUUAUUGAAACAAAGUGCGCAAGUAGAAGCUGGAUAGACAAGUGGGCCAUGUCUAUCUAUGGUGAGUAUUGCAAUAUGUUUCCCCCGUUGUUAGACUUUUCUCUAUUCUGUCCUGCAUUUCUGCGGACCGAUAUAUUUUAUGGCAGAAAUUUUUAAGAAUCAUUCCUUCUUAUCAUCUGAGGCCUCGUCUGCAGCAUUUUCAAAAUAGUGCGAGUUGGGCUUUCUUUUCAUAGCAUUAAACAGAAUAGUAGUUUGCUUUUCAAAUCGGAAUUGCAGGUGUACUAGGUUACUGAUCAUCUUUUUCCGUUAUAGUGGACUAUUUCAGAAUUAAGUUGUUGGUCGUACGGACUGGUGGCGGUUCCACUCUACGAUACUCUCGGAGACGAGGCUAUUCAACACAUAUGCAAACAAGGUAACAGCUCCGCAUUGUGUUCCCGUUAGUUUUUCCGAGAACGUGGUCUUCUUCACUACUAGCCAAAGCAAAAGUUAUAAGGAUAUAUUUAUAUGUUUUCCAUACAGCAUGAGGCUUUGUAUUAAGUCACAGAACUAUCUCAUCAAAUCAACUUCAAUUCUUUUAGCUGAACUUUCCGUCAUCGUCUGUGAUACUCCCGUAAAGGUCAGAAAACUGCUGACUCUUAGGCACAAACUGGAUUGCCUCAAACUUGUCUUAAUAAUUCGCCCGGAAGGAAAGUUAUCGGAGUUACGAAUUGAAGCUGAAGAUGACCUGCAAAUCUGUGAUUUCUAUGACUUUAUGGUACACCGUAUGUUAUUUCUUUUUAUAGACAAAUAUAUAAUCUCCCUCCUCAUAAUUAAAGUAGGGUAUAAAGCAACCAUUUUCAACAUGAAAUGUCUAUGCAAGCUGCAGUUUGCCUGCAAUUCCCGUCUGAAUUAAGGGCUUAUAAUCUGUUGCCUAUGUCCAUAAUUUUCUCCAUAGUAUUGAGAACUAUUUGCAGAGGUCGAAUGAAUGGUCUGCUCACAUUCUUUUCAUGUGAAUGCAAGCAAUCCGAACUCAAAUUUAUUCAGAACUUUCUUUUGUCCUAUAGGGAAGGGGAGAAAAGAACCACCAGAAGCCUUGCGUAAGUGGUUCUGAUGUAAUGUUAUAUUUUAAGUGUAUUUUAUUCACUAAAAAGCGAGGUUUAAGUUUAAAAAAUACAACGUUCAAAAGCGUAAGCCUAUUUCCCUUAAAUUCACUGAACUGGACUGGAUAACAAAAGGCAGUUAGCUAACGUUAUCACCCAAGCUCCGUUCGUUUUUAUAUACUCUGGGAAAACGGUACAAGUUUCCUCAAUGUUUGCUCCUCUGUGCUUCAGAAACCUAUCUCAUAGGAGGUCUCCUUUCACUUACAUAACGGCGUGGAACAUAUGCAUUAGAUUAUUAUCCGAUGAAAUGUUAACAAGCGUGCUCGAAAUUAUCGCCCGUGACGUAUCCGUUAUCGAUCUCCAUAUUCGGACCUGACGUUGACAUGAUAUUUAGCAUUUAAUUUGUGACCUAAAAGGUUUGGGACGCAGUUUACAAAAAGGACUAGAUCUUGGCUUUAUUACAUUUUUUGAGAGGAGGGAGGAGGUAUGUAAAAAGCUGCCAGCCACGUAAUAGUGGAGAGACGGGGAAACCGCAGUAGACAUUGUAAAUAAAACACUGUAGUGUUUGCUUUCUAGGUCCCAGAAGCCCUGGUCCUUAUCAAUACAUACUUUUAUGGCCACUAAUUGAGAGCUGCUGGGGACUGGAAAAUCAUAUAGAAAUUCGGCUGUUCUGAAAGAUUAACGCACAUGAUACAUCAGCUCCACGACGGGAUGAUGGCGCGUCUCACGGACGACAGUGCCACCUCCGAGGCAUUCGCAGUGACAAACGGAGUGAAACAGGGCUGCGUCCUCUCACCUACCCUCUUCAAUCUCAUGUUUUCUGCCAUGCUGAUGGACGUCCACCGUGAUGAGCGCCCCGGGAUACGCAUCGCCAACAGAACUGACGGGCAUCUUCUCAGCAACAGACGUAUGCAUGGCCAAACGUGGCUAUCUACGACCACGGUCUACGAUCUUCUCUUCGCCGACGACCGCGCGCUCAACACUACGACUGAAGUGAACAUGCAACGGAGUAUGGACCUCCUCUCCGCCGGGUGCGCCAAUUUCCGCCUGACUAUCAACACGGACAAAACUGUGGUCAUGCACUAACCGUCACUCAACAUGCAACACUGCACUCCUCCUCGAGUCACUGUCGACGACCACAAACUCAAAACCGUGAACAGUUUUGCUUAUCUCGGAAGCCCACUUUCCAACAGCACGAGAAUCGACAAUGAGGUCACCCACCGAAUCUCCAAAGUCAGCCAAGCCUUCGGCCAGUUGUACAACUCCGUUUGGAAUCUCCUUGGUUGUCAAGUGAAUACCAAACUGAAGAUGUACGAGGACGUCGUCCUGACGACACUCCUCUACGGAGCGGGGACUUGGACCGUCUACUCUAGUCAUACCAAGAAACUCGACCACUUCCAUCUCAGCUACCUUCGCAGAAUACUAAAGCUGAGGUGGAAAGACAGGAUCCUCGACACAGAAGUCGUAGAACGGACCGGCAUCUUUAGCAUUCACACCAUGUUGAGGCAAUUGCAACUACGUUGGAGCUACCAUCUCGUGAGGAUGGGAGAUACAUUUCUACCGAAACAACUCUUCCAUGAUGAUGUCGCCACCAGUGCUCACCUACCGGGAAGCCCACGACGACGCCACAAGGACACAUGGGAUAAUUAUCUUAAGCGAUUGCAUAUUAGCGCAGAGACCUGGGAGGACCUCUCCAAGAACAGACCGGCCUAGAGAAGAGAAGUCCGGCGCUGCCAUCUACGAAGCAACCCGGAUCGCUGCCGCCAAAGCCAGACGAGAGACUCGCAAUUCAUAAAUGCCUUGCCUCCUCAAUGUCAACCAUCCGCCGCUUCCCGCAUGACCGCACUGCAAACGUGCCUUGCGUGCACGAAUCAGUCUCGUUGGACACCUUCGGACGCAAUGCACCAUCAACUCGACAAGGUCUACCUCUUGUUCCGCUCUCACUCCCUCCGCAAACGCCGCGCCGGCUGCCACCCCCGUCACCGCCGACCACACUGUCGUUGUCCCACCGCCACCAACCAUCGAUACCAUCCGCCCUGCCCCCAACCCCUGCAUUGCCCGCAGUGGCCAGCAUUACCACCACCACCAAAACUUCACGCACUCCUUCCACCGAUCGGACGACGUCUGAUGUCCCAGCACCACUGACGCCCCCACCUUUAGCGAUGUGGGCUCAGUUCAUACCUGUCCUCAUUGAGAUCACAUAUCCACCUCACUCAUCGGCCUGGUCGGUCACUUGCGAAUCCAUCGCACGGUGAAUGGCGAGCCAGCACCUGGAACAUCAAUCUACAUCCGCCGUAUCUGCCCCAACUGCUCUCACUGCCUCCGCACAUUCACUCGCCGCAUGUGCCUAUUGGGACACAUGCGUAUUCACAAAAACCUGUGCUAGACAACCGCCGGCCACACCACAGCAUUACGCCUUCCCCCACCAGCACACGCACUUUCCAACACCAUCACCCAUCACAAACACCCAAUUGCCUCAUCCCACUCAAGUAGGAAGUGUGCUUCUCGGGUCCUCCAUGCGGCUGCACGUGUGGUCUGAGUCUGAGACUAUUACGAUGUGCCACAGCCCAUGGUUUGGACGGCUGAGGGCUGACGCCCCAACUGAGUUAACGCAGUCUACCCAGCUGUGCGUGUUUAUGUAGAGUGGCGGACUGGUGGGCUGAGAGCCAGGCCGUCACGGCUCCAUUUUAAUUGUUGGUGACACUCUCACGCAUGUGAGGUGUAUGCGUGCUUUGUGGGUAGUGCCUCUCAGUCAAUGAAUGUUUGGUUAUAUAGUCUUUGAAGGGUGACGACCCAGGCGAAUUCUAAGCCAGGUGUCACUCUUCUGCGCCUAAAGGUCUGUAAGCGUCUGCUAUGCCAGGAUCGGCAAACCAUGGCCCUCGCAGCCUGGUAUGUGCCGGCAGUUCGCGACAUCUGGUUUGCUGACAGUAGAUACGCAUGCGCUCCCGCUGGGUAUACAGAUCGUGCGCAUGACUGUCCGGUCAUCCUCGUCCUUUGGCACAUCGUGUUGUUGUUAUUCGUUAAAAUCCUGGUCAAUUGUAGUGUGGACCAGACGAUGUGGAGUGGAAUGCCAUGUUGCGGGCUAGGCGGCGUCAUCAACCUGCGCCCUUCCCUGCGUUCGGUCUUCUUUACUCUGUCUUGACACCGGGCUCAGGUGGGGAGGAGGAGGGAGUGGGGAAGAUUCUGCGCAAGUCUACACUUACUACAAACUAAUUCACGCGCAUGUCACCUUGUCUAUUUCACUUGCUGUGGAGCACAUGGUGGAUGCGACGGUCGAACUCUAAUUGAGAACUGCGUAAAACCUUGGCUUAAAAAGAAGGGAAGCUGCAAGUGCAGUGAUACGCACUUAAUGUGGUCUUCCUUAUGUAAACCAUGUGGGCAGCCAACUUACGCUUUGAACUGUGCAGUGCGUAAACUUCCACCUAGUCCAAUAAAGAAGAAUUCAGAAAAUGCAAAGAUUCAGAAAGGGAGUAUGAUUAGUCUUAGUAAAUGUAAACAACCACAUGCCGUUUGUUUUUUUUCGCGUAUUUUGAGAUAAGUGCAUCACCAGUAAAAAACGCCACAACGUCCAUUUAUCCGGGUUCUAAUGGAGAAAAGAAAAUUUUAUUGCAGCUUCGGAAUACUGCAAAAUAGUGCAAAAGUGGUCAAUAGAAUGAGCGAUUCGGCAAAUUUUCUGAGGCAUUCUGAUUUUCUACAAAAAUGCUAAUGUUCUCUUGAAAUAGAUGAAGUGUUUUUUUGUCUUUAAAGUAUGCUUUUACUUCCAAGGAGACCCGGUUGAUUGAGUGCUUUAAGCAAUACGCCCUGCGCUUUGAAAACAAGUACCAGUCUCUCUCAUUACGUCUUCUUAUUUAAGUUUCAGUUUACCGCUUUCCGUACAUAGUUCGAUCAUUUCUCCAAUUCUGCUCGCAGCAAACAUUUAAUAAGAGGAUUAAAAUAUAAAUUUCGAAAUCCUUAACAAAGUUCGUUAGGAAAUAAGACUAUGGAUAAAUGUCUAGUAAAUUGAAUUUUCCAUUAGAGGCCCUGUGCCUAUCGGACAGUUUGCAAGUUUAGGUUUACUGACGAUAAACCUUAGGCAGCACAGUCUCGUGAUGUAUUCUUCGAAGACUUACCUACUUCUUAUAAUCAUUCUGUCCAAGUAUUUUAACAGAAUUCUGGUUAGGGAUUCAAAUUUAUUGUCAUUUCCAUAUUUCAGCCUGUUGGCGAGAAUGAACUUCUCUUAAUAUGCUACACGAGCGGAACUACUGGUCAGUGAUACUGGUCUCUUUUUUUGCGUUUUUUGCAACGUAACAUUGGCCAAAAUUUAACAUGCAUGUACAGGGCCUCAGCAGAAUCCUUCAUGAUUUCCCCGACCUUUCGGUGUUUUACCUCCUCUUUUGUUUUACGCCUGAUUUCUUCUGGUAGGGUUGCUCACAUGGCAGAUUUGUCCGGCAUUUUUCUAUCUUUCGGAUUGCUAGGUUUGCCAAAAGGCGUUACCCUUACAAACCGAGCAAUUCUAGGAACAAUCGCUGGAAUGGUGAAGCAAUCACCAGAGGUUCGUUUUUUGGUUUAUAGCAUCUUAUCGAGUGCGUAAAUGGACUGAUGUUGAUCAGUGGUCCAGAAGACCCUUGCAAACAACAACGUACUUGUACUAGUCAGCCACCCGUUUAUUCUUCUUCCGCCUAGUUGGUAACCGAUGAUGCGGUACACCUCGCCUUCCUUCCGCUGGCUCAUGUAUAUGAACAGAUAGUUGAGGUAAAUAUUUGCGAUUGCGUAUGCAUGAAGUUUGCCUACUUACUAUUUUACAAUUGACUUUUUUACUCUGGAGCAAUCAGUGAUUGCCACGCGAGUUGGUAAGCAGUAGAAAUUAGCCGAAGCCAAAAAAAAUCAUGGCCAAGUAACUUUCAUCGAUCUUGCCUGAUUGCAGUACUGAAUACGCUGCAUCCGUUCGACUCGGAGAUUUGAACUAGUACUACAAAUCAAUAGUUGAGAUGUGCUGCCGAAGAAAUACAAGUGGUACCGACUGGCUAAUUUCGACGCGUUUCCUCGUCAGCCAGCUAUGCUGUGGUCCUAGAGUUUAAAUUUCAGGCCAGCUGGGCAUUUAACUUGGCGCUUUGACAGCUGAGCAACGAGUCUACUCCCUGCCAACCACUAUCGGUAAUGGUAGGGGGCGCUCCCCGAUCGUUCUUACGAAACUCGUUCCGUUGUGCCUUACGAGCUCUCUCUCUCGAGCCCAGCCAACAGUUGCACAGCGGUGCAUGAUAUGGACAGUUUGUUAUUACCACCAAAGAAAUGGGAGGCUGGAAUGGCCAUUUCUGGCUUAUUAGCCGUCGUCAGCCAGUCGUGCCCAACCCAGAAGUGUGGAACACCUGGAGCUUGAACUCGCAAACUUUUAGUUAGAAGUCCAACGCCUCUAACCACUGGGCCACGGGCCCCUAUCGGGAAUGUCUCUUGAUCCAUCCACCGGCGGGAAUAGCCGUAUUUCCGAUCCUGUGGAAUUGUCGGUCUUGAUCAUUUUAAUUGGAAGCAUCAACGUAGAAAGUUCCUACUCACUACUGCCCAUUCUACCUCUAAUAGUAAUAUAACUGAUGAUGUCGGUGGUAAUCAACUAGGGGGGUUUCAACGGUAGUACAGACGUCGAUAAUAUGUAAUUGUUCAGCCAUAUCUCGCCGUAUAACUGUCUGGGGAGGGGGUCAUCUGAGCAUUACGCUUUUGUCGUUAUGCAUCUUAUUCCGUCCCGCGUACUGUUAUAGGUUGGUUUAGCAUGUAAUAUGCGAAAGUUCUCAAAACCAAUGUCCUCGCUGGUUUCCUCUCCAUUCUGACCUUUUAUUUUUUCAACAUUUUCGGUGACGUCCAUCUUGAAAGUAUCAGUACGUUUUUCUUCUAAGCGAAAUCAGAAAGUUUGUUCUAGUUUUCGCAACAAAAGCAUGUUGCUAAGAUUUUAACCAGAGCAGAAAUGUCUGCACGCACUACAUCCCCAUAACGGUACAAAGUUAAGCUCUCCAUUGUCCGUAGCUUCUCCUCCUGUACGCCGGUGGCAGGAUCGGAUUCUCGCUGGGUGGACUGUCAACCUUUAUGCAGGACAUCGCUGCCUUACGUCCAACGCUGUUUGCCGCGGUUCCCCGUUUGCUUUGUCGCAUUUACGAAACGGUCCUCUUGAAGAUAAACAGGCAUGGUUGGGAGAAGCCAGCUCUUGAAAGGGCAGUUAAUUCUCAGUUAAUACUUGCGGAUAAGUAAGUUCGAUUCGUUAUCUCUACAGCUAUAAAACCUUACCUGUUAAGAGUUGGUCUUUUUGAAACAGCAGCUCAAUUGUGGCUAAGCAUGCUUGCGAUCGCACGCUGUAAAUCACGGAUUAGUAUUCGCAGAAGAGUUCUUUUGCACACAGAUAAGUCAUAACCGUAAGCUUCUAGCUGCAUGUCUGUGUUAACGUAGUGAACCAUAAAAUGUGACCUGGUGGUAAGAUAUUUUCGCAUCUCUUUAAUCCGCCUAACCUAAUAGUGGCAGCUAAGCUGCAGAUCAAUAUUGAGUGACCUGCACGAGCACUGACCCCCUCUCCACCACAACUUGUAAAGGUCAGAAAACGUUCUCGAGCGUAUGCGUUUCCUUCUUAUCACAGUUUAGCAUUAGUGUCUGUUUCGUUCAAAAAAUUCGGAGACUGCCUGGGUUAACAGCACCUAGUUAGACUUCGCGUAUCAUUCGAAGGCAAACGGUCCACCUCACAAACGAUGAGCGGAUCAAUAAGCUAGUUUAACGUUAUUGGUACGAACUAUAAAGUAGGUAAGUGACACAACCAAGAAAGGUUUGCAGCGAGACGGGCCUGAGCAAUCGGCCUCCAAAAUUUGCGUCAAGAAAUCAACCGAUGAGCUAUGGACCUAUGAGAUGUCCGAAUUGAUUGCUAUUUCCCUAUAAAUGAUUUUUAACGACCACCACAUUUUUCAUCCGAGGUAUAACUGCAGAAACGUACACUAAAGCAUGGUGUGCUGCAAUGCUUCCAACGUACUCUACCCGCAAAGGGACUGAAACUGCUUUUAACGGUGUAAAAUCCAUGCGGCCUUUUUCAUCGCAAGGUAUACCCACAUCCUAACACAGAUACCUAAAGUUCCUCUUUCCCACUGCUGAUGUAAAACUGCCACUGACCGGUUUUCCCAUUCUCUGUUGGGUUCUCUGCUCAUUGUGGCAGUCAGUGGCCAGUCUCAUUGCCUUUUCGUAGUUCACAUGACUAAGGAUCGAUUAAAUUCGCCUAUCGGACCGAUAUUCAUUUGCGCAUAAGACAAUUCAGUCCUGUCACGUGGACUUAUCUCUUUGUAUUCUUUGGAAAGGAACUUUCAGAGUACAUAUAAAGGAGUAUGAACAAUCGAAGCAUUUAAUUUAAAUCCAUUCAUCCAAAAAUAUAAGCCGAUUUUGGAAGACCAAGGUUUGAGGUAUAUUUUAGACUGUUAAUACGAUAGUUAAGCAGAUCGUGAUUCCUUGAAAAACUGACAGUCUCACGUCACCCAAAUAGAUUAUUGUUGCCUUCAGCCUAGGUUUUGAUAAGUGGGUCGAAGUUUAGAAGGGUUUUAUUUCGCAUGCAUGAAACUGGGCUUAUGUUCAUGAGCUUCUUUUUCCCUCUCCUUGCUGCUUAAGGCAGAUUUACUACAAUGAGACGCUAUUCGACAAGUUGUUAUUUACGAAGAUUCGUGAGAGCUUCGGUGGAAACCUGAAAGUUGUAAUCACGGGAAGCGCCGCAAUUUCUCCCACAGUUCUACGGUUUACCAGAGCCCUGUUUAACUGUCCGGUAAGCUCAAACCCCUAUAGAUUUGUCGGUAUGCCCUCUGUCAAACGCUGAUUUAUUUGACAGCUUGCAUUUGCAGUAUACUUGUCAAUACCUCCAGCUUAUCACAUGGCCGCCUUGUUAUAUGCCCUGUUUCUCGCAUUCACGUGGCUUAUAAGUGACUGCCAAAAAAAGUAACAUGCCUCCAGUGCGCUCAAUCCGACCUGGCUUUGAAAAGUCCCAAGAACCACUAAUGCAUUUAAUAUAGGUGGGAGAGUUGAGCUCCCUCCAAUUUCGGUGGCCUCUUGAGCAUCUGAAUUGUCAUUUUUGUCUCUUCUUAGGUAAUUGAAGGCUAUGGGUGUACUGAGGCUUGUGGCGCCUUAACUGUGUCGGUGGCGGGCGAUUUAAAUGGUGGUCAUGUUGGAACGCCAAUACCCUCCGUCGCUCUGAAGUUAAUGGAUGUCCCCGAAAUGGGACUCGUCGCUGCAAGAGAUAACAAAGGCGAGGUAUGCGUUUGUUCUGGGUGGGACUCAGCUUAUUCGGAAUUGGCUGUGGAAAUCACUUUAAUGCUGCAAUACAAAAAACUGGUUAACCUAGAGAGUCCACAUCAUGUAGUCACCCAUGCAUUCCACAUUAGUUCCUAGAAAAUACGCUUAAUGCGCCUGACCUCAGAAUAUAGCCCCUAUUAUUUAGCUUUAUGUGAUUAGUCAAUUAAAAAAAUGACCAUAAAUAACAAGACUACCUAACUAAGGCGGACCACUCGACCUUCAAACCCUUUAUUCCAACCUCGAUAUCUGGUGCCGCUACUGGCCAUAGAUACGAAAAGGAAUUACACACCGGUACUUUUAUUGGAACAAGCGCUCGUUUUUUGUAAAUGCAGUUCUUCGUUUCUAGGUUUGCUGGAAGGGCGUUGGUGGCACGGUUGGCUAUUACAGGUGCCCCGAAGCAACGGCAGAAUUAAUCGACCGGUAUGGCUGGAUGCAUACUGGUGACAUCGGAACUUGGAUUGUGAGUUCACUCUUUUUACAAUAACAUAAACCUACUAUACCAAAUUGAUUUGUUUCGUGUUUUGCACGGCGGAACUGGAAUAUGUUCGUUCCAGAAGGCAGACACAAACACAUUUGCGGAUGUCUUAAUAAGCUUCUCUGAGUCCCGCACUAAGGGGAAACCAAGAUGCCUAUGCGAAUAGGACCGAAGCAUUUGAAGGAGUCGAGAUGAUUGGACACAAGAAUAUGGAUCUCCCUUACUACAGGUGGUAUUGUGCUAAAUUUCGAGGGUACACAUUUCCGCGCCUAAUUUUAAUACAAACCCUAGCCCUCCUAGCCCUAAGCCUCAAAAAUAACCCUAACCUCUGAAAUGUAGCACAGAGCGACCUGCAAUAUGCGAAAGUCAAUUUGUCCAUGUCCUUGUGAGGAAUUUAUCUUUCUGUGGGUUAACAGGGGCGGUUAACGCCCCCUGUCAAGACUAAUAAGCAUCACAUGUAGAGUUGCACCAUUUGUAGCACGCUGAUGUGGGCCUACCUUGGCACCAACAAAACUUUUGCUGUUAGUGGCUCCAAUUUAUUUCUCUUGUCGGGAGCUGGUACUUAAUAAAAAAGCCGCGGUCUCCACAAACCUCACGAAAGGAUCCAACUGUAUAACCCAUUAUAUGCGGGCGAUUUGUAGCGCCAGAGCGCGCAAUUGCUUGGCGGAGCUGUAAGUUAAAUUCUGCAUCCGAAAACCGCCGACGGCGUACGGAUGAACCGAAUACGCUUUUCCGACUACAAGAUCCAUACCUUCGACAUUUGCAAUGUUCUUCAGAUUGUACUUUUUGACGAAGUCAACUUAUUCUAGUGAUACGAGCCCAGUUUUGAAUUUGCAACUAAUCACAUGCCCGUCCCGAUGCGAAAACCACCCGUACUUUAAAACGGCCAUGAGAUGCUGAAAACCAUGAUUUAUGAGGCUGUAGAUUGACGAAAUCAGCCGGUUUUCCCAUGAACUGACCCCUAGACUGCAGCGUUUGCGCAGGACGGUGAAACUGUGUGGAUAUGUCACACGUAAAUGGGGCUCGAUGUCAGGUCAAGUAGUGCGUCCACGCCCAUCUCUGGUCCUCUCGACGGAUGUCGGGCAAGUUUCCCUCACCUCAUGCACUUCCACCUCCUCACCGGCACAGUAGUGGUCAUUGUCGCCUGCGACAGAGCGACAAUGGUAUCGGAUAGCAUAUAGUCAUAUAGUAGAUGUGAAAUCUCGUGAAAUGUUAACUAAAUUCUGAAAUGUGUUUCUUAUUCAAAAAGACUACUUCGGAAGAGUUGCAAUGUUAAUUAACAUAUAGCAUAGUCCUAUGAUGUUUCAGGUAGGUUCGGAUGCGGACUUUUUAAUGAUCUCCUUUCCUACCACUCCCAGAAACCACACUCUGUAAAAAAUGGUUACUUAUAUAAUUUUCACAGUGAUUUUUGAUGUUCUCAUAAAUUCAAAUGUAUUUUAUAAAAAACAUGCACAAAACUAUUCUUUCUCAUAUUUAUUUGGUAGCAAAUUGCGUCUUCUCAAAAUUUUAUCAGUCAGUAUAUUCGGAGUAAACGACAGAAGCCCUAAAAACUCCAUUUAGACGGUACAAAUAUAAAGGAAAAUAGUUAAAUUGCAAACAUUUGCAUGUAGUUUUAGUAAACAGAAUGCACAGAUCUAAUAAUGGAACAUAAAUGCGAAAAGGGUACGGCAUUUGCGAAAUAAUUGCAAAAAACGUUGCUCACCGCAUUCGGACUGAAAAUUUCCGUACGGGUCAGGUUUAACGCACAAAAAGGAUCUGUUGAAAUCAUGUUAGUAGUAUAUUUAUAGUCAUUUCAGUAAUCCGCUCGAUCAGGCUUCGGUAGUUCGGGUUGCCUUUCAGCAGUUGAGUAUCCAGCUGUCUCUUGAACACACUCAAGGUAGGGGAAUUAACAACGUACGCCUGCAAAGAGUUCCACUGGCGAAUGACCCUCUGUGAGAAAAAGGGGAACGUUGAUUUGUGUGGCAAAGUUCCUUUUUAAGCUGGUAAUCGUGUCAUCUGAGAUAAGACUUGGGUGCCAUUGCAAAAAACGUUUCCCAGUCGACAUCCAGCUUAAGUCCUCUUAACAACUGAAACGUUGUUAUGAGGUCGUCUCUGUCUUGCCUGUACUGGAGGGGAAAGAGUUUCAAGGCCGUCAGGCUCUGCUCGUACGUAAAAAUGUUGAAGCCAUGAACAGCCUUUGCAGCACGCUGUUGUACACCUUCAAGGACAUCUAUAUCCUUCCGAAGCCAUAGCCGCCAAGCCUGUACUGCAUAUUCCAGGUGCGGCCGCGCAGAUGCCCCAUAUACUUUGCCAAAGACAUUUGUAUUUAAGUAAAUAAACGUUUUACGUAUCGCGCCCAUGACUGACAUUGCUCGCGCUGCGACUUUAGAACACUGCGUGAUGACGCUUAGAUCGUCUUUAAUGAAUAUACCGAGAUAUUUUAGCACAUCUACGAUUUUAAUGGGUUGAUUUUGAGGAUGCAUUUUUUCUUCGCCUCGCGUGCAUCACUACACAUUUUUGACGUUGAAUUUCAUGCACCACUUUCCGCUCCAUGCGUGCAAAUUCUCUACGUCUUCUUGUAGUAUCUUGACGUCAUCUUCAUUUUUUAUCGCUCUCCAAAGUUUAAAAUCGUCUGCAAAGAGCGCUAUGUCCGAUGUCGUUCCCCUUACUAGGUCAUUUACAUAGAUAAUGAAUAGGAGUGGCCCAAGAACUGACCCCUGUGGAACUCCAUUUUUAACAGAUGCCCAUUCGGAGCAGUAGCCAUCCGCAGUGACUUUUUGUCUACAACCGUUUAGGAAAUCUGGAAUCCAGUUCAGAGGAUUUCCUCUUAUCCCUACUUCUGACAACUUUUGAACGAGGCGCUUAUGUGGGACGCAAUCAAAACGCCUUGCUGAAUUCGAAGUAAAUGACAUCAACUUGAUGUCCUUCAUCCAUGGCUUUUGACCAUUGUUCGAGUGACGUAAGCAGGUUUGUGAGGCAGGACCUCUUUUCGCAGAAGCCAUGUUGAACUGAACUGAUGUGACAGCGCAAUGUAUCGAGUGAUGCGAUUGAUUUUUUAACUAUCUUUUCCAUCAGUUUGCAGAAAAUGCAUGUCAGACUCACCGGCCGGUAGUUAGUGGGAUAAAGACGUGAUCCUCCUUUGUGGAUAGGUACGACGUUUGCCAACUUCCAUGUGUCACUUAGUUUGCCAGCUUCCAGCGAUUUUUAGAAGAUUAUACAUAGUGGUUCGGCUAAUUCUUCCGCUAGCUGACGUAGAAGUACACCUGGGAUCUCAUCUGGUCCAGGUGACUUGGCCGGAUCCAGCUUAUUUAACUCUGCUAAAAAUAACUGCGGUAUAAAAGAUACUGGGCUUAUAAGGGGUUGGUUGUCGAGCUGUGGAAGAGGACAGGACUGGAGGGGUGGUUCUGUAGUAUAGACACUGUGGAAAAACUCUGAAAGAAGCUCGGCUUUUUGAAGGCCGUCGCUCACAAUUUGGUUAUUUUUGCGCUUUAAGGUUGAGAGAUGGUCCCGAUUUUUCGUAUUGCUCCUGAUAUAUGCAUAGAAUGCUUUAAGAUUUUUCUGCGCCUUUUCCAGGAGCUUCAGUUCAUAGGAAGCUCGUACUUCUCGGAUGAGUCCUUUGCAUAAGGUUCGUUGUUGUCUAAAUUCCUGAAGUUUUUCUGGACUCCCCGUCUUCAAGAAGAUUUUCCACAACUUGCGUUUUUUUCAGAUUGCCUUCUUAACCGAUGUUGUCAGCCAUUUCGGUUUAUUUCCGGUUGGAUAUUUCUUGAGGGGACAGUCUCGUUUAAUCAAGUCUCUCAUAGUUGAUUCGACGGUUGUCCAGCAUUCUUUGAUGUCUCCUCGUAAUGCUUCCGUCCAUAGUGUGUGUCCAUUAUCUGAUUUCAUUGCCUCAAAGUUACCCCGCCAGACAUUUCUUAACAACUUUGAGCUUCGUUCGGGGACAGCUACGAGUGUCGACUCCCACAUUUAUGUCAUGUGAUCACAAGAACCUAGGGGCGGGCCUACAUUUAUUUUAUCAACGUUUUCCUCGUUCUUGGUAAACAGUAGGUCUAGGCAACUCUCUGACCUUCACGCAUCCAAGUCACAGUUCGUACAUGUUGAACCAGAAAGUCAUCAAGUGCCAUGUCUAAUUUUAUAAUAAAUGAUAGAGUAUCUUUAAGUUUCAAAAAGGUUCUAUGAGAUUUUAUUGAAAUCACUAAAUGUCCAAUCAUACAGCACCGAAUCAGCGAGCUUAUUAAUGUUGCCGAUAAAAUGACAACAUGGUCCAUAUUUAUUACCAAAUUUUAAGAGCACUGUGGGACAUCUUCAUUACGGCGUGUAGGAAUGUAUGACUUUCCGUACACGGAAAAUUUACAGCUUGUAGCUUGGAAACCCAGAAUGCAAGUGUAUCGGCAGGUCGAGUUCAGAAUUAGUCGAGAAUUGAAAGAGGUUUUAAAAACCGGAUUAUACUCCUCCUCCAAGUAUAACGUUUAAGGAAAACUAAAUUUGCCACUAAAUGAGUAUAAGGAAGAAUCUUUUGUGAAUGCUUUCUAAAAAUGUGUGCGAACUUAUAACGGAAUCAAAAAUCGAUGUAAAGAAGUCCUACUUCUUAAGUAUCCACUUAUUACGAAGUGUAGUUAUGCAGGCGGUCGGGAGAACCUAGGUAGGCGCACAACUAAACAGAAAACUAUCUCUGAUCGCUGCUCUGGCAGGGCUCAUCUUGUUGUUUUCCGACUCUUUGUUACAGCAUGGCUGUCUCAAAAUUGUGGACCGAUGUAAGCACAUCUUCAAGCUGUCUCAAGGAGAGUACGUUGCUCCAGAGAAAGUGGAGUUGGUUUAUCGGGAAUCUCUGUUAAUUAGCCACGUUUUUGUCGAUGGAAGCUCACUGAGUUCGUUUCCGGUGGCGAUUAUUGUGCCCGAUAAACAGGGUGUUCUUCAUUCAUUGAGCGAACAUGGCGAGGACAUGAACGCCAGACCCCUCAAGGACUGUACCCUAAAAGCCCUUUGUGAAAGCCCACUCGUGAAGGAACUCGUCUACAAAGAUUGCGUGAAGCUCGGUGAAAGAGCCAAACUAAAGGGAUUUGAAAAGGUGCGUAUGUAUAACGUUUGCCUACUUUUUAUUGCAUUUAUUUCAAUUACUUUAAGGUCCGGUAGGCCAACAGAAUAUCAGAAACUAGAUAAGUAAACGUGACUUUAUUUUUUGAUAACCAAAGGCGUGCUCUAAAGUUGUAAUUUAGGCGCUUAGUCUGCCGAAUUCAAUGAAAAUAAAACUGGCAUUUAAGUAAACAGACUGCUUGCUUAUUGGCGCAGAACGCCUCCAGGAUAUUGGAAACAGAAAUUUCUAUCGUAGGAAGGAAGGCGGCUAAUGAAAUCUUCAAAAUUCACUGGGCUGUGUCCAGUUAGUAUUUUGACAAUCAGACGUGGUGUUCAGAUAGCGUUUCCACUUGUGUGGUAGGUUUGCGAGGUCGGUUUGUCAAAUUCUAACUUCGUUUUGGGUUUUUUAUAAUCCCUAUAAUGUUCAUUUGUUGAGCCGGAUUGUGGACACGCGAAUAAGAGUCCCCGUACUACAGGUGUUUCUGCGUUAAAUGCCAGGGAGUACCCAUCCCCGCUCCCUAACCUGAACCUUGGUCCUCACCCCCGCGCUAACCCUAAAAUUAAUCCUCAUAAUCCUGACCCUUCUACCUCCAAUCCUAACCUGUAAUGUAGCUCAAGGGCACCCGUAGCAGGGGAGUCCAUAUUCCAGUGCCUUACGGAGCCAAACAGUCUCAUAGCCAUGUUAAUCGAAACCGAUUUUACUGGACAAGUGAUUUUGCAAGUUGCGUGCAGUAUCGGAUCUACUCCAGCCGGGGCUAAAUUUAUCUGACUUUUAGUUCACACCUCAAAAGCUGCGCCGUGCAUUGACCCCUGGCAGCAUUAUUCCGUUUUCUUAAAAUAAUUACUUUCGUCAAAAACCAAUAAACAUAUUAAUUACCUUGAAUUAUAGAUCAUUAAUAGACUGAAGUGUCGCGGUCACUUAAAUUUGUGACACCGCGCCUACAAACAGUUCAAAAAAAUUAAGACUACCUCUUCAUCUGCUCACGUUUUCCUUUUCCCGUUAGUCUUCGAGUGUGUUUUCAACACUCAAUUAAAUUCUUCCACGUUGUUUAAUGCUCCUAUCUCAGGUCGCAGACCAGGCCGCCCAAAUGUGCUCUUUUUCCUUGUCCCUCGUUCUUGAUAUUCGCAGACGUCUGCAAAACCCAGAUCAGUACUCCAUCCGGUAACAAUUGGGAGAUGGCACCCAAAAAAUCCGCCCAACCAAAGCAGCCUGUCUUACGGGUGGGGCCUUCGAUUGCGUGGAUAAAUAUAAAUAAUACUAAGAAGUUUUUUCAGAAAUGGCUUCUCGAACGAUAAAGUUUAACCUCAUCACUAUAUGGCAACAAAAAUGUGCGCGGUGUCGGAUUUACUUGAAGAGGCAGAUAAUAUGAAGUCGAUCCAGCUCGUAAUCCCUGCUUAAUUGCUUUUUUAAAUAGGGGAUUGAAAGCGAAAUGCAGUUUGCUAAAGGAAACGUCCUACGUUGUGCUGUUCAUGACACUAUGCCUUCAUAUCCUCGCUUUCAAAACUGCACGUUCAAUAAACACACAGGACGUGAUUGAAAACAUCGCCGCACUUGACUCCGACGAGAGUUGCCAUUUUGUGAAAUUGCUUAGCUGACGACACCAUCUGUAUAGGAUUGUAUGCUUUUAAAGUUUUCCGGACCUCAUUUUAUUCCUUUCAUUAGCCUGUGGACGAACACUCAUGCAGUCCUCCGGCAUAUUCUCAUCGGUAACGGAUUUUUUCGGUGCCAUCUCCCAAUUGUUACCCUUCAUCCUAAAAGUUAAAGUCAUGUCGCAAAAGAUGAAAAACGGUUGCCAGAAACUAAGCAGCGUCAGCUGACCGGCCACAACCACCGAAAACUAACCUUGAUUUUGAUCAAAAAAUUAAAAGGAAAUAGAAGAGAAUCUCGAAGUAUAAUUGAAAAGAAAGUCAAAAAAGUUCGAAGCAAACCUUCGGGAAGAAAAUUUCACAAUACAUAACGCGGAAAAGUGCAUUUAACUGACAUUAGAACCCUUCUGGAAUUCCCUUUAACCUACUUUUCCCAUGUGGAACUUCGCAUGCAGCCCGUUCAUGCCAUAAAUUGUAAAUUAAGUUGUUUUUGGAGCACCAAAAGGAACUUAUUUUUGCUGAACGCAGUAGCAUGGUUAUGGAUGUUAAUGCAAACUGCCACAUCCACCUCUAGUCUUCCCAUCACGACUUUUUCGGACUGCAUUACUGGACUUGUCGCUCGUUUUUGGCUUUCCUCUAUGCUUGUAAGUAAAGUAGCCCAAUUCUUAGUUUGCUUCUCGCUAAUCGGGACAAACUGGGGAAACAAGUAGGCUUUGAAAAUCCAAGUGACCAGUCCAGAAACGAAUAGCUAAAACAAUAUCUACUUUUCACAUAUAAUACUCUUUUCGCGAUUUAAGACUGAAAAAAUGCAAGCUCAUUGGCAUGCACCAAUGAUUCCAAACAUGAGCGCGUUUCGUUCUCGAAAUAGCUCUUAAUUUUUGCCCCCAUACGUGUUUAUUAAGACGGGCUUGGUGUAUUAGGGAAGCACUGCGUUGAUAGCAAGCAUUUUUACUUUACUUUUGUCUUACCCUCUGUGUCUUUUUCAGGUGAAGAAUAUUCACCUGACUCCUCGGGCGUUUACCAUUGAAAAUGGCCUUCUUACUCCGACACUUAAGGCCUCGCGACAUGCAAUAAGGAAGUGCUACGCCAAGGAGCUGGCUCUUCUGCAAAAGGAACCCAUGUCGUGA
Spirometra erinaceieuropaei is the source of this 18590-nucleotide messenger RNA. The record is from the annotation of a GenBank genome assembly. NCBI's taxonomy places the organism in Eukaryota, Metazoa, Platyhelminthes, Cestoda, Diphyllobothriidea, Diphyllobothriidae.